Artibeus jamaicensis (Jamaican fruit-eating bat) is the source of this 1643-nucleotide messenger RNA. Its product is annotated as MICOS complex subunit MIC60-like. The transcript has a single exon. The record is from RefSeq and is a predicted model, not a curated record. The coding region runs from base 634 to 1221 and encodes 195 amino acids. NCBI's taxonomy places the organism in Eukaryota, Metazoa, Chordata, Mammalia, Chiroptera, Phyllostomidae.
ACCUGUAUUGUCUACCUAACUCCAGUGCUUAUUUAAGUAUGGUACUGUACUGUUUUUAGAAAUGAAGGGGAUCCAGCGUUCAUUUAACCCAUCCUUACCUGUUGCCUGGAACAUACACUACAUUUUCCUACGUGAAUGAUCUGGUCUUUUUGAAAAUGAGGCAGUCUCAUCAAUUCCUGUGUAACUAAUACUGUACUCAAUAUCUAAAUAGUAAUUUUUGGUUGGUCCUUAUUCUUACAUCAGUCAAGAAGCAGAGACUGUUUUUGACAAGAUUACAGUUCACAUAUUUAAAACUUUUGCUGUGACACACACAUGCAUGCAAACCCUCCCUCCCCUCUCACCAUAGCUUCAGUGUGUACCAUCAGCCCUGGCCGCCCAGCUCAGAUAAUAUGGGCCUGUAGUUAUCUGGUGUGAACUCCAUCGCUCCAAGUUGUCUCUGAGGGAAGUUUAUCCUCUGUCUUUGGUGACUGUUCUGUAGAUACUCUAUUUCAGUCAGUUCUGGGUUGGCUUCCUGGCAGAAUUGCGGGAACUGGUCUUUUGUUUGUUUCUGGAGGUAUUGGUGUCACUAACCUGUCCAAGUGGGAUUCCAGAACAAUGUAGAAAAGCCCACAUCUUACUCAGACAAGCUCUGGGAUGUUUUUAUUCCCCUCUUAUAAUAUUCCAUUGCCAAAGAAGCCUACGGUCUGGUCCACUAAAAAUGUUGUGUGUGCCAGAGGUAAUGAAAAAGGAUCCCUACAGCCUGCUUCACCACUCCCAAAACAAAGGGGAGACCCUCCAGCUUCAACAGCAGUAGGUGAUGUGCUGUCGGUCCCAGCCCCUGCAGUUCAGGCUGAACAAUCUAUAAAAACUGAUCACCCUGAAAUUGGUGAAGGAAAAGCUCAAGCCUAUAACUUCAUGGGAAGCAUGCUGCACUUCUGUAAUGGAGCAACCAUUGGAGCAGCUUGCUUUGCACAACAAGAAAAGAAAGAACAAAUUAAGCUUGAGUCUUUAGAAGAUGUUCUGAGCCAAAUUGCUUGCACCACUCAGCAGGCCAUUGUAGCUCAGAAUGCUGCAGUCCAGGCUGUCAUCACCCACUGCAGCAUAUUGAAAGUAGCUGUGGAUGGUUCUGAGGUUGCAGGUGAGAAGUCAGGUCAGUGGUGCACAGUGGAGGGUGCAUUGAAGGAAUCCAGAAAGGCAGUAGAUAAGGCUGCCAUAUCCUUCUCAAAGCCAAAGGCCAGUUAGAGAAGAUGUUAAGUAUUAUUGAAAAUGCAAAGAGAUAAGAGGUUGCUGUGGCCAAAUCUCAUAAAACUGCUACAGAGGGGAAACUUCACAACAUUAUAGUUGAUCUGCAUAAUGUGGUCCAAAAUGUUGAACCAGCUCAGACUGAAGCUAAAGUUGUGUCUCAGUAUCAUGAGCUAGUGGUCCAAGCCCAGGAUGACUUCAAGCAAGAACUGGACAGUAUUACUCCAGAAGCCUUGCCAGGGUGGAAAGGGAUGAUUCUCACUUAGCUGACAAGAAAUCUUCCAAUGAUCUUGUUAGAAGUUGUCCAUUAUCUAUGGAUCUUUUCACUCUUUGUCUUAGUAACAUUUUUAUAAAUUUUGCUUUAGUUUUUUCCUUAAGUGUUAAUGUUAUCAAAUAUAUUUUUAUUCUUGAAAAGAAAUGGA